AUGACAUCCGCCGGGGUGCUUGCUAAUCUGUUCUCACUCGCAGCCUGUGCGCUGCAAUCAUGUCUAAACAAGAACACGUACGCUCCUGACAGAUGCGACGACCACGUCCGCAAGCUGUAUAGAUGCUGCAUGCACAUGUAUCGCGAGACGAACGGAAAGGGCGAGUCGACAGCCUGCCCGAUGGAAAGCGUGGUGAAACGGUGGCUCAAACGCAAGGGACUAGACGUACAAUAG
Molecule: messenger RNA, 234 nt
Organism: Epithele typhae
Lineage: Eukaryota; Fungi; Basidiomycota; Agaricomycetes; Polyporales; Epitheliaceae
Exons: 1
Coding region: 1-234 (77 amino acids)
Cellular component (GO): mitochondrial intermembrane space
Source: RefSeq, a predicted model, not a curated record